AUGUCUAGCAUUCAAUCAGACGUUUCUCGUCGUAAAAUAAUUCGUAUAAAAAUCUCGAAAGCAUGUAAUCAGACUAUAAGUCUUUCGUUAGAAGAUCUGAUUAAUCUGCAAAGAGAAUACGACAUAAUCAGUGAAAAAUGCUUAGCUGCUUCCCCCGAUGAUUAUGAAGAACAAAAAUCAAAAGACGAUUUGUACAAACAAAAGAUAUCAGCUUUAAUCUCUUUGGAACAAACCAAAAACACAUUAAGUGCUAUAUCGAUCAUCGAUGAAGAAAUUGAAGAUUUUUUAAAUAUUCCGAAUACUGUCCAGGCUUCGACUCCUAACACAUCAUUCGAAUCGUCGAAAAUCGAAAUCAUGCUUAAUGAAGUUCGUCGAAUUUCUAGUGCUGCUAACAGCCUUGGUGCAGCUUACGUAUCUCGAUCGAAUUCAUUGGUUAAGGAAGUAUUGUGGCGUUGUGGACGACAACUUCGUGAAAAACUGGCGCAUGUCGAAUCGUUCGUUCAAUUGGUUGCCAAAUUGGAAAAAUUGUAUAAGUCUGCUUUAUGUUUGGAUACCUUCGAACGACGUGAUUCUGUUCGUCCGACUACUGUCGCAGCAGCUUUUUCGGUAUGCUGCAUCUUUUGUAAUGGUUCUCAUGCUUCAGCAGAUUGUUCUUCAUCUGUAUCAACAGAAGAAAAAAGAAGAAUUAUACUCGCCCGUAGAUUGUGUUUCAAAUGUAUUUCUCCUGGUCAUCUUUCGUCUUCCUGUCCUCAUGCUUUAUCUAUUCGUUGUUCUAUCUGCCACUGUAAUCAUCCGACUGUACUUCAUAAAGUUCGUCUCAUCGAAAAUCCGAAUAAUCGCUUCAAUUAUCCUUCUUCCUAUCAGUCAUCGUCAUUACCGCUGCCUUCCGCACCGUCUUCGUUUCCUUCGUCUUCUUCGUCUGUCACACAAUCGUCAUCGUUAUUGUCUUCGUUACCUUCUUCAUCAUCGUCAACCAUUCCACCGUUAUCAUUAAAUCGUUCUGAAAUUUCUGCUGCUGCAGCUUCGUUACGAUCGUUAUCUUCUACUGUGGCUUCCAUUUCAGUUUAUCCGUUUUCGUCAGCCGAUCCUAUUGAUCCGUCAGAAUCGUCAGAAUCUUCUGUAACUACUAUUCCUGAUCGAACGUUGGUAGCUCGUUAUGAUGGAGCAGCUUCAACUUCAACAACUUCAGAGCGUCCCGCGUUUUUGAUCAAUUUAAAUGGAAGUAAAUGUAUGGUUUGGAUCGACACUUGUUCGCCGUACACAUUAAUUCGUGAAAAUCUUGUCGAUAAAUUCAAUUGUUUUCCGGAUAAUCCUAUUUGUCUUUCUGGUUUCGCUGGUGGUUCCGUUAUAUGGUCGAAAGAAAAAGUUUCAGUUAAUCUUCGUUUGGACAAGAUUAGUGUCACUAUCGAUGCAUAUGUAAUAUCUGUUCUUUCUUAUUGUGAUUUAAUUAUCGGAACCGACAUGCUUCAUCGUAUCACUAAAAUUGGUCCAUCCAAAUCUUUGAAAUGGAAAUUGAAAUUCGGUGACAUUUAUUAUGGAUCAGUAGCAUCUUCUAAAGAGAUCGAUAAUAAUAAUUUUAAUAAAGUUAAUGUCGAAGAAGAGGUGGUCAAUCGUUUUGCUUCUCCUAUUUCGGAUGCUUAUUUUCGUAGGACUCUCUCAGGGGUUUCUUACAUGGAUAAUUUAUUGUUCGAACCUAAUGUGAAAAAAGAUCGUUUUUUAAAGCAUAUUCCCGAUACUUCCGCUUCUGUGUAUAGUAACCUUGGUUUUUCAAAUCCAGCCAAUAUAUUCUAUCGCUCGUUAUCGGUAUCAAAGUUUUUUGGCGUUAAACCUUGUUUCUUCAAAUCUAAUCGAGAUGAUCAACUAAGUUCGGCCAUUGUUACUUUUCGUGAUAAUCCAUUUCUUCGUUGUCUUACUCUUUUGUGGCGGGCAAAAUUGUUGAAUUACCAUUAUAAAAUAGUUCCUCCAUCGAACUAA
Dermatophagoides pteronyssinus (European house dust mite) is the source of this 1974-nucleotide messenger RNA. RefSeq lists its product as uncharacterized. The record is from RefSeq and is a predicted model, not a curated record. Gene Ontology annotation, molecular function: nucleic acid binding; zinc ion binding. Lineage: Eukaryota; Metazoa; Arthropoda; Arachnida; Sarcoptiformes; Pyroglyphidae.